Rhagoletis zephyria (snowberry fruit fly) is the source of this 3174-nucleotide messenger RNA. It is a transcript of the gene Rnp4F, whose product is annotated as RNA-binding protein 4F. Gene Ontology annotation, biological process: RNA processing. Gene Ontology annotation, molecular function: protein binding; RNA binding. Gene Ontology annotation, cellular component: nucleus. NCBI's taxonomy places the organism in Eukaryota, Metazoa, Arthropoda, Insecta, Diptera, Tephritidae. The record is from RefSeq and is a predicted model, not a curated record.
UAAGAGGUUAAAGAAGAAGAAUACGAAAAGUUUGUCUAGUUUUGUGUUGAUUUCAGAUAAAAAUUAGAAAAGCAUUUGCAAAAACCCAUCAAUACUGAGAAAAAUGAGUUUAGCUGGUGAAAAUACUCAAACAGAGACUAAGGAAAACAUAACCGAAUUAGAGGAAAUCGAUGAAGCCGAAGAGGAGGCUUUAUUGAUCGACGAUGAGUAUGACACGGUGCGUACAAAAAUUCCUCCGUCUGAAUACUUUGGCCCACCACCAGCCGUACUCACAGAUGAGGAUUCACUUAUGAAUGAAGCAGCACAGCUGCAAGACGAUGAGAUGGGAGCUGAUGAAGCCGGCUUAAGUGACGAGGAUGAGCAGUUGACCGAGCCAAAGGAAGUAUUGUACUCCCACAUUAACGACGAUGAUAGCGACGACAAUGAAGACGAUGAGUUGGACGAAACGGAAAGAGCAAUUGUGGAAUAUAAAAAGUUGCUAAAAGAAUUGGAUGUAAAUCAGUAUGCUUACGAUAAAUAUUUACAACUCUGCAGUAUAGCACAUACAACAGAUGACUUGGACAUAAUACGAGAGGCAUAUAGUCGCUUUUCUUCUGUAUAUCCCUUGUCACAAGAUUUGUGGCUUAAAUAUUUAAGCAUUGAAAUGAAUGUGGCUCUAUCACCCAAAGAAAUUGAAUUUGUGGAGAGUCUAUUUCGAAAAGCUUUAUCUGACUAUUACUCAACUGCCAUAGCAGUAAAGUUUGCGUCGUUAGCUUCGCGGUGCGCAGAUCGAGACGUGGUGUGGCGAGAGCUGUUGGGUACCUAUGGACUGCACUGCCGAGGUCAACAAUUUUUUAGGCUAUAUCGGCAGUAUCUCGCAAGCAAUUCUUCUAUGAGUUCGGAAGCAAAGCAAGAAGGGUACAUAAAAAGUUAUAUACAAGUUUCGUAUCCCCUCUUUAAUAUGGAAGAGAGCUAUAUCGAGUUUAAAGUAUUUGAACGAAAUAAGGAGCUAUUCGGCAAUGGAGUAAGUUGGGACUCGAUUGACAAAACUUAUUUCAAAGCCAAAGAUCACUUGCAAAAAAUUUUGCAAUUUGAAACGAAACUCAAGGAUUUAGACGCCAAAUGUUACAGGGAGCGUGCUGAGGUCUAUAUAAACUACAUCAAGGAGUCGGACAAAUUCCUUGACGAAAAUGUUUUGCAAACAGUUUAUGAACGUAUGGUGGCCGACUGCUGCUUAAAUAUCGAUUGUUGGUUAACCUAUAUUGACUUUAUUGCAUAUCGCGAUGCAUUCGGGCGCCCGGAAGAAAUGCAAGAUUUACCCGUCUACCGUCAAACAGCAGUGGAUGUUAAUAAACGUGCGCUGCGUAACUGCACAUGGUCAGAAAAGCUAUAUGUAAAGCAUAUGUUACUGCUGGAACAGUUGGGUAAGUCGCGUGAGGAAGUACAAGAAGUCUUGGAGAGUUCGAUGUCAGCUGGUUUCCAAACCGCUGAGCAGGCUGUGGCAGUUUGGAUGGAGUAUUUGACAUAUUUGCGAAGACAUACAAAUUAUGAAAAUGAGGAGGAGUGUGAUAUUCUGCGAAAAAAUUUUAAUUUAGCUUGGACCAUACUCGGACAACAGUGGGGUGUGUUAGCCGAUUGCAAUUGUGAGAUACUCUUGCUUUGGGGCCGUCUAGAAUAUGGACCACUUCGCGAUGCCAAACGCGGACGAGAACUUUGGACGACUGCUAUGGAAAGUGCCGAUAAUGCAACUCGUUCUGGCCUAUGGAUUGAAUUUGCGCAAUUAGAGCUGCUGGGUCGAGAUUUGGAAGCAACAAGAAAAUUGUACCGCAAAGCUCUGCAUUCACCAGCGCUAGAUAAUCCAUCAGUAAUAGCUGCAGCUUGGGAGCGUUUCGAACGCUGUAAUGGCACAACGAAAAGUCUUAGUAAUUGUAAAAAAGAAUGUGUCGAUUUCUUAACUCAGUAUCGCACACAAAUGAAUCAAUUUAAGUCAGAUUCAGUGACAAGUGUUAAAGGUAAUAAAGGUACAAAACGCAAAUCAGCAGCUUCCAUCGAGCCUCCUGUACCGGAUAAGAAAACUAAAUCGCAAACAACAGAGAAAGAUAUGCAACCAAGUGGAAGUGGAGGAGGCGGUGGGAGCGGAGAUGGGCCGGGGUCAAAACGCCUUGAAUCCACCACAUUUAAAGAACAUGAAAACCAAGCAAUAGAUUUGGCUAAAGAUCAUUUACGAAUAUUUCUUAGUAAUUUGGAUUACAGCUUGACUGAAGAAGAUAUUCGUUCCAAUUUGGGAGAUUUAAAAAUUGUUAACGUCACACUCAUACGCUCUGGGAACGGCAAAAGCCGCGGUUUUGGUUAUGCAGAGUUAGAGAGCGAGCUUGAAGUUGAGAAGGCUUUAGCGCUGGAUAGAAUUUCUUUGAAAGGUCGACCGUUGUAUGUAUCCAGCGUACUUCGGGACAAAGAAAAACGUCAAAAAUUUAAAUACUCAGACGACUUGGAACCUAAGAAACUGUUCGUGAAAAGUCUGCCGCCUGACACUAAAAAAGAAGAACUCGAACAAAUAUUUGGUGCAUUUGGAAAGCUGCAAGACGUUCGCUUAGUACAUCACAAGAGUGGCAAGUUUAAGAAUAUUGCAUAUGUAGAGUUCCAAGAUGAGACGGCAGCUGGGAAAGCAGUGCUUGGUACUGAUAACCUUGAACUGCGCGGCCACACAAUUUCAGUUGCUAUUUCUGCGCCCCCACCGAAACCCGCUUCUUCAACGACAAAUGCAAAUAAACUUCUUGCCAUGAGUAAUAAGCGCAGUAAGGCCUUCGAACAGAAGCCACGUAUGUCACUCAUACCAACAGUAGUGCGCAAGCAACUUACCAGUCGUAAAAUCUCAAGUACAGUAAAUAACAAAACUACUAAUGGAGCUGCUCCCUCAAAAACCAAUGAUGAUUUUCGCAAGCUAUUGCAAAAAUGAAGAAUUAUGAAGAUAUGUAAUUGUAAUCGCAAACUAUACUCGUCCGUGAAGUGUUUGAAACAUUAUGAUGGGGUAAGUCCGCGACUCAUACCAUACCAGUAGCACCUGUCUCGCACAGUGAAUUUUAGUGGUUAGAAUUUAAAUGUUUAACAGCAAAAUACAAUAUAAUGUAUUUAACUUGAUUUCAUUUGUGUCCUUCCUCCUAAAAUAAAAAAUCAUUAAUAUAUUUUUUGUAUCAA